ACAGUAGUAUUAGCCGAAGUUAAACUCUCGAUUUGCAGUGUUGUUGUUUGUUGGUUCGGAGAAGUUAUUCGGGGCGGCUGGGAGCGUGAGUGACCUCGGCAUGUGGGAGGAUCAGGGACGGGGCAUCCGGGUCUCGCCGGCCGAGCUGCUCUGCAAAAAUGGCUGCGGUUUCUACGGCAACUCGGCCUGGCAGGGCUACUGCUCCAAGUGCUGGCGAGAGAGGGCCCGCAAACCCGAGGCCGACAGGCGGGAUCAUGGCUCGCAGAGCAUUUCAGGGUCGUCCCUCACUUUCUCCAAGUUUGAGGAGAAGAAGAAUUCAGAGAGCAACCGACGCACCAGUGCCAUGAAGAGGCUCUUCUGGGGGAGUCCACCUGCCCCCAAACGCUCAGAUGUGCCAGAGCCCCAGCCAGAGGCGCUGCAGGGCUUUGACGGCCUGGAGCCCGGAGACUUCACCAACUUUCUGAAACUCCUCAGAAGCCCCGCCUCCCAGCGCCUGCAGUCCCGAUGCUCCGCCUUCCUCAACACCAUGGAGGCCUACCAUAAUCUCGAUGUGGAAAAACAAGCGGACUUGGUUCAGGAGUUCUAUCAGAACAUUGCUCUUCACUUCAGCGGCCUGUCUGAAGCCAAGGUGGCUCAGUUGAUGGAGCACAUGGAGAAGCUGAUCAUGACGCGGCUCCACAAGUGGGUCUUCUGCCACGAUAGCUGUGAUGACGAGCAGAGGGACCUGACACUACAGAGAAGGAUCAAGUCUUUAAACUGGGUAACGCCUCAGAUGCUGCGUGUUCCAUUCCCCGAUGGAGGACCUGAAGUUAAUGAUCCCUACAUCCACGCCAUCACAGCCAUUAUUGAGAUGGAUGCCAAGCGUGCCCCCCAGGACAAGCUGACGUGCGUGUCGCGCUGCUGCCAGAACGUCUUCACGGUGCUGGCCUCCUCCAGCAGCAAGCCGGCGUGCGCAGACGACUUCCUGUCCGCCCUGAUCUACGUGGUGCUCAGUGCCAACCCGCCGCGCCUGCACUCCAACAUGCAGUACAUCAUCCGCUUCGGCCUGCCACACAGCCUCCGCAGCGGCGAGACCGGAUACUACUUCACUAACCUGUCGUGCUCGGUGGCCUUCAUAGAGAAGCUGGAUGCCAGAGCUCUGAACCUGAGCCCCGAGGAGUUCCAGCGCUUCAUGCAGCGCCGAACGCAGCACAGCAGCCUCUUCAACUACACAGACACCACCAACAACAACACCUCCACACUAGCCGCCAACAACAACAACACCACCACCACCACCGCAAACGGUGAGACCCUGCUGCCCUCUGCCAACGGCCCCAAGAGCCUUAGCAAGGGCCAGCAGCGCGGGCUGGAGGUGCGGGCCCGCCUGGAGGAUCUGAAGGGCCGGCAGGAGCGCGUGCAGAAGGGAGCCCUCUCUCUCCAGCAGCAGUUGCAGCGCUGGGUGCGAGACAUCCACCUGCAGCUGGACCGCGUCUACGCGGCGCACAGAGAUGACCUCACGGCCACGGAGGUGCGGGCCGACGACGACGUGGUGGUGGUUCAGGGGAAGGAGGGCAGCGGCGGGGACGGGGACAUGCUGGUGCUGCAGCAGGACGAGGACGCGCAGGAGGCCAACGAGACGGACUGCUGAGCUCAAAAAGGACACUACGUACAUUCCAUGGACACACCAACACUGCACAGCACAGCACAGCACGGCUCAAUGGAUGGCUGGCGAUUUUUGGAGCUGGCGAUUUUUGUGAAUACCUGGUUCCUGGUUGGAGUUUGCUUAUCCGAAACAUUCACUCACUGGGUGCUUUGAUGGGCAACCCCAACCAUGAACGGCAAAAAUCGUCAGUUGGAAAAAGUGUCAAAUCUGUUCAACUGAGUACAAUGGACACUUUGUGUCCAUUCUAAGACACAGAUGUAAUUUAACGUGCAGAUGACCUCACCGGAACAGAGGUGCACUGCACACCGAUGAAGAUAACGUCAUGGAGGAGGAGGAGAAGAAGAACAACAACAACAGCACCAGUGGCAAGGAGGUCCUGGUAUUGCAGAAUGACGUUGUGGAGGAGAUGUGCUCAAAUGAGGCUGACUGUUGAUGCGUAAAGACAAGGGGGGUGGGUGAAGAUGAUGGUGAAGGGUUCAUGUUAUUGUGUGUACGAAAUACAGGAGAUCUGUGCCAUUCUGUCUACUGCGUCACCAUGGGGACCAGGAGUAGGUGUGAAAAAUGAAACCUGGGGCUUGUACUAAGAAGCUGGUUCAGGAGUAAACCAGGUUACGUUAAGAGGUAAAUCCUCUUAUAGAAGAGCCUGGAGUCUUCAUUUUUACCAGGUGUGCAAAAAUGAGAUGUUGACUCUGGGAAAAAAUAUAAGAAGUGGGUGUUGGACAGGUGGGUGGGUUGAUGGAUAUGGUAAUGUGGUAUGUUAAGGUUCCUCAUGGUACACACACACACACACACACACACACACCUCACACGUUUUGGUAGCAUGUAGCGCUUUUAUUGUAGCUUUCGUGUUCAGCCUGUGCCAUUGUGUAUAUUACCAUGACACUGACUGUUCAGCUGAGCAAGAGGAGGGUGUUGAUGGUGAAUAACCAGUCACUAGUCAAACUUCUCCCGAAGUGCACACAGAUGGAUAGGGUCAGUUUACAACUUAUUCUGUGCCUUUGUAUGAACCAUCAUAAGACUGUUUACUAUUGAGAUGGUCAGAAGCUGUUUGGUUUACAUGGUAGAGGGGAAUAAUGCUCACUAAUGACAAGACACAAAAACAAGACUCGAGACCAAGAUGAAUGGAUCAUAUGGUCGAGUGACUUGGUUUGUCAUGGUAGACUAACUCGCCUCACAUGUUUGGUAGUACUUGUAGCUUUUGUAUUCAGACUGUAUCAUUAUUGUACAUCGUCAUCAGAGUGUGGACUGUUGAGCCCAAGGACUGAACAUUCCAUAGACACACAGCAAGGUUCAAUACACAGUGUUUUGAAGUAUUUGCAAUGAACCAUUUUCCAAAACAAAACCAGACCAGGCAGAUGCAUACGGUCAGAGAGAGAGGUUUCUUUACCCACUCACUUCAUGGUACACAAACACACACCUGGGAUGCAUUUCUGGAAAAUAUGGUUGCUAACUAUGUUAGCUACUUUGUUAGUUGCAAUGCAAUUUUCCAUUGGCAUCUAGUACUGAAGUUGCUAACUGCUAACAAUUACGCUUUCCAGAAAUGCACACCUGUUGUGAUCUCUGUGUGCAUCAUUGGUACAUGGUACACAGAUGCAUCACUUUUGGUGGUACUUGUAGCUGUCGUGUUCUGCCUGGGUCACUGUGUACACGAUUCUAUUCACUGCUCUUAAAUCUCAUUCAUUGCUGGUAAGAUAUUCAGCACACAUAUUGAUCCAAUACUACCUUAGCCUACUGAAUCACACUUUCACACUGUGGUAAAUGCCUUAACCUCGUCUGUUGACAUUCCUGCUAUAAGCUACUACAGUGCACGUUGUAUUCCUGAGAUUUACCUUUUGGCAUACUGAGUCCAUUAUAGAGUUUCUACUUUUGUUUAUCAAUAAUCUUGUUAGGUCAUUAUUAUGCAUCAUCGUUAUGUGAUAUGUAUCCUUAACGGAAGCUAUUGAAAGUAUUGAAGCGAAGGUGUACUUGAUGAUUUUUUACGUGUUGGUGAUUGCCUUUGCCUUGCCUUGAUGGGAGGCCUUGACUUACCCCUCUUUUGAAAGCACUAAAGAUUUAUGUGUAUGUCUUGACUUGACACGUCUGCGGUUUAUAUGAAAUGAAGGAACUGAAUGGGGUCUGAAAUAUGUAUGUGAAUAGAAAUAAAUGUGAUGGAAGGAAUAAA
Molecule: messenger RNA, 3803 nt
Organism: Engraulis encrasicolus (European anchovy)
Lineage: Eukaryota; Metazoa; Chordata; Actinopteri; Clupeiformes; Engraulidae
Product: rab5 GDP/GTP exchange factor-like
Exons: 9
Coding region: 101-1627 (508 amino acids)
Biological process (GO): vesicle-mediated transport
Cellular component (GO): cytosol; endocytic vesicle
Molecular function (GO): guanyl-nucleotide exchange factor activity; small GTPase binding; DNA binding
Source: RefSeq, a predicted model, not a curated record